Onthophagus taurus is the source of this 3205-nucleotide messenger RNA. Its product is annotated as host cell factor 2-like. Lineage: Eukaryota; Metazoa; Arthropoda; Insecta; Coleoptera; Scarabaeidae. Gene Ontology annotation, molecular function: protein binding. The record is from RefSeq and is a predicted model, not a curated record. Gene Ontology annotation, cellular component: Golgi apparatus.
CGCAAGCGUGGGCACACUAGAACAACACCGCGCAGGAAAACACAUUCUCGGUGUAUUGCUUCCCCACGAGUCUCUCUGUAUAAGUGUCGGUGUUGGAAGUGGUGUUCGUAUUACGAGAGAGGAGAAGAACUAAUCGGGACGAAGACGCAUGGUAGCACAUGUAGCAUAUUUUGAUUAUUUUUGAAUAAACACCGGGAAUAAUGUGGACCUCAGUUGCUCCAUGCGAUGUUGAGGGUCCAGCUCCAUCAGCAAGAUCGAAACACAGCGCCACUGUAGUUGGAGAUCAUGUUUAUUUGCUUGGAGGAAGAAAUGGAAACCUUCCACUUAAAGACUUUUGGAAGUAUAGUUUAGUAACUGGAAAAUGGCAACAGCUUCAUCCGAGUGGAGAAAAGCUUCCAUGUCUCCAGGAGCACUCCGCCGUUGCGUACAAGGACAACAUAUACGUGUUUGGUGGUGAAGUGGGCUUUUCAGCCGGGACUGAAACGCCUCUAUGGUGUUACGAUGUAAAGAACAAUAGCUGGAAGAAACUGCGACCUAGAAAAGGGGUAAAUACACCAAAGGGAAGGAGAGGUCACAGCGCUUUGGUCCAUAGGGGGACUAUGCUAAUUUAUGGAGGCUAUCAGGACCUGAAAGGUUCGUGUGGGGAGCUCUGGGCGUACUACUUCGCAACUGAAUCGUGGCAUUUAGUAAGUAGAUCGAAGACAAAACCGACAGGUGAAGGAUAUCCGCCUCCUCGACAUAAACAUUCCGCCGUAAUACAUGAAGAUGCCAUGUGGAUAUAUGGUGGUAUGACGGAUUUGCAAGAGAGGGGUGACUUGUGGCGUUGGGACGUUACAACCGGAGCGUGGUCCACGUAUAGAUCAAAAAUCAACCCAGGACCUCUCCAUAGCCACGCAGCCUGCAAACUGCCUACGGGGAUGGUGAUAUUUGGGGGAGAAAGAGAGGGUCACGCUACGAACGACGUCUGGAAGUUUAACUUCACAACUGAAUUAUGGGAAAAAAUUCAUAUACAUGGCAUGAAACCGCAACCAAGGGCCGAAGCGGUUGCAUUUAUAGUCUCAGAGUUAUUAUUAAAAGACCAUUCUGUAGCUUCCCUAGAAAAUAAAGCAAAUCGAACUCGAUUGAGGACUUGUAGUUCGGUUGAUAGAGGUCAUAGACACUCGUCCUAUUUUCCAAGUAACAAAGUUAAACCACAAGAACAAACGUUUGUGUUCAAUCCAUCUCAUAGUAAUUACAUCGAUGGUAGUGAGUUGAAUGAAAAUGCUAGAUCGUCUUCUAAAAAUAGUUUUCUACAAGAAAUAAGUAAAUUAUCUCAAAUAAACUUAACAAAAAUUAAUAAUAAAUGUAGCUAUACAGUAUUAACAGGGAAACAUACAGAUAGUACUGAAAGUCUUUUAAAGCAGACGAUUUCUCCUCAAGUAGAUUAUGAAGAGUAUGAAUUAUCGACACCCACGAGAGGGACGAUGAUAAAAUCUAAAUCUGCUUACGUUAUAAAGAAAAAAUUUAGCAACGAUGUGUGCCCGGAGAAAGAAAAUAUUCCAAAGAAAAGAGUGGAGUUUGAUAAUAGAACAAUAAAAAUUCCUCGUGAUCCGAUAUCUGUGCCAAAUUUUAAUGUUUUAACCCUUCCAACUCCUGUUUUAACGCCUGUCGAAGCUACCAAAUUAGUUUAUUUGGAUAACGAGGAAAACGAGGAUCAUUAUCAUUACGAUGAUGAAUUUGCUAUUCCAUAUAAUAAUAUAACUCAAGUAAAACCAAACGAAUUGAAGGAAUUAAAAUCGACAAUUAAAAGAGGAGAUAGUUAUAACUCACAUUUAGCUUACGCCGAUAAUCCUCUUUACCAACACAUGGUUAACUCAAACUCAAUUAAAUUUGCAAAUUAUGCUGUACCUGAAACGUUUGAUGAAAGUGUAUCAUCUACAUCGGAUUAUUACAGUUUAGAAACCGUUAAUAGAUUAUCUUCAGCGAGUAAUUACAGCAUGAAGACGAAUAAUACACUCGAUGAUAAAUCAAAAAGAAGCACUAUAAAUUCAGAAAAUUCCUUUGGUUUUAGUAAUCCUAACUAUUUAGGUCCAGAUAUUAAAAACAACCGUGAGAAGGAAAAAUCCCAAUACAGUAUUAAAAAAUUAUCCGAAGAUGAUGGCAGUCAACAUCUUUCAGAAACAGAAGACGUCGUGGAACUUCAAGAAUACAACGGUGGAAUAACUAAAAGCACGAAAGUUAUUUAUAGAAGCGUUAGUAAAAAUCGCUUGCAAAAAUCGUUUUCUGCCGAAAGUAGAAGCUUACGUUUAAAAGGUGGAAAGUGCAGAGCGAGUAGCGCAAGCAGAGCAGAAAGAACAAAAGUAAAAAGUGAAGAUUUAAAAUCCCCAGUAGAAAACACUUUAAAUAAUGACAUAAGCGUACCGUUUUACGUGUUCAUUUUCGGUGGAAAAGAACAUGGCCAGGUAACAGUAUUUCAGCGACCCAUAUCUAUAUGGAAACUGAAAAUGCUAUGAAUUUGUCAAAAGUAAUUUAAUUAGUAGUCCGUCUAGAUAACUUGUGCCAAAGUAACUUUUACAGGACCCAAAAGAAAUAGUCACACCAUCGUCGUAUAUAUCGUAGAUGGUAGUCUAGGUUUGGUAAUUUUCUAUGUAACUGUAGAAUUUGUAAACAGACAAACAAAAUAAGCGAGCCUAGAGUCAAUUAUAUCGAAAACAUGUUUUAGAAGUAUUCAAACGUAGACUCCAAAAUUUUAAUAAAAGAAAAUGUAAAUGAAACGUUUUAGUAUCUCAUUUUUAAGUAAUUUUUAGAAUUUUCCAAUGAGCAACGUGAACGUAAAUCGAUUCCUUCCUUCUUUCUAAAUUUGACAUAAAACUAAAUUUGUAGAGUCAGUUUUUCUGAGCUUGUAAAAAAAUGAACGUGAGAGUAAAAUGCAUAUAGUUUUGUAACAAUGUUAAAUCUGAUAUAUUUACAACAUUAUUUUUACGCUAUUAGUUGUGCGGAUAUUUAUUGGUAGCCUUUAAAUAUCUUUUAAAAAUGUAUUCUUAAUGUAUAUUUCUAAGCAACUUUAAAAAUUGGGUUUUGCUCAAAUUUUAGUAUGAUAAUUGCCAAAUUUCAAAACAUUCUAUUUUUAAUCAUAUUAUUACAUAAAGCAAUUACGAAAAAAUAAUGAGUGAUUCUAAAUUACAGGUACAAAAGCUAAUUCAAGAAAUUAAAGCAGUUAUGAAUA